Heteronotia binoei (common prickly gecko) is the source of this 645-nucleotide messenger RNA. Its product is annotated as zinc finger protein 3-like. The transcript is spliced from 6 exons. The record is from RefSeq and is a predicted model, not a curated record. The coding region runs from base 1 to 645 and encodes 214 amino acids. Lineage: Eukaryota; Metazoa; Chordata; Lepidosauria; Squamata; Gekkonidae. Gene Ontology annotation, biological process: regulation of DNA-templated transcription.
AUGAAGAAAGAAGCAACAUUCCCUGAGGCGGAAAGAGCAUCCUUGGAGCCAGGGCAGAGGGCGCAAGCCCAGGAAUGUGCCCCAAAUGCCCUUUGCUGUGGAAGUGAAGAGAUGUUGUUACCAAGAAGUGAAGAGAUGCUGUUACCAGGAAGUGAAGAGAUGCUGCUGAGCCGUCAUCUUUUCAGAGAUGUGGAAACGCCUGCUGCACUUCCUGUCCAGUGUCCCUUUUCCUUUGAGGAGGUGUCCAUCUAUUUCACCGAGGCAGAGUGGGCCCUGCUGGAUCCAGGGCAAAGAGCUCUCUACAGGGAAGUCAUGCUGGAGAACUAUGGGAAUGUGGUCUUUCUGGCCUGGAGUAUAAGAGAGACCUUGGUGGAGAUAGGCAACGAUCUUGCAUCCAAAGAAAGACUGGAGAGUUUCUCAAGAGGAUCCCAAGAGCAUAUUUCCUUCCCAUAUGAGUUGGCUGAGAACAAUGAUCAGAGGAAUGACGAGGGGGAGGAACUUCAUCAGCAAAUGCUCGAUGGAGGUAGAAAUGAAGACUUGAUAGAAAACUUCAAGAAUCAAGAGUGUGGGAAAAGAUUCAGUCGGAGCAGCAUUCUUCGGCAGCAUCAGAGAAUUCACACAGUGAAGAAACCUUUUGAAUGCUAA